This is a messenger RNA of Carassius carassius (crucian carp), 868 nucleotides long. Its product is annotated as protein FAM219A-like. The transcript is spliced from 6 exons. Bases 186 to 764 code for a protein of 192 amino acids. The record is from RefSeq and is a predicted model, not a curated record. Lineage: Eukaryota; Metazoa; Chordata; Actinopteri; Cypriniformes; Cyprinidae.
GAAGUCAGAUGUUGCUGUUGAGUCACCCCUGACUGGUAAUAGCCAGAUAGCGGAAAACAGCUAGAGAUGAUGGUGGAGAGUUCGGCAUCUUUGAACCAUUCCAGAGAGUGAAUAAAUGCGUUUUUCAAUUAGGAUAUCGCCUUGAGCAUUUGUGCUUUACUUUACAAGACUGACGUUUAAUCAAAAUGAUGGAAGAAAUUGACAGAUUUCAAGUACCACCAGUAAAUCCAGAGCUGUUGGUAAGUGAUCCCGCAGCAACGUCCACUUUGGAGGCUGAAACAGGAACGAGAGAAUCAGAGUCAGUCACCAUCAACUACAAGCCCUCUCCACUGCAAGUGAAGAUAGAGAAACAGCGAGAGCUUGCGAGGAAGGGCUCAGUGAAGAAUGGAAUUGUGGGUAGUCCAGUAAAUCAGCAGCCCAAGAAAAAUAAUGUUAUGGCCAGAACAAGGUUGGUUGUCCCUAAUAAAGGCUAUUCAUCCUUAGACCAGAGUCCAGAUGAGAAGCCACUUGUAGCACUGGACACUGACAGUGACGAUGACUUCGAUAUGUCCAGAUAUUCAUCAUCUGGAUAUUCCUCAGCCGAGGUGAGAUGUCUAAAUUACCAGCAAAUAAACCAAGAUUUAAACAUCCAGCUGCUGAAGGAUGGCUACCGACUGGACGAAAUCCCAGAUGAUGAAGACCUAGAUCUCAUCCCCCCCAAAUCAGUCAACCCCACCUGCAUGUGCUGCCAAGCAUCUUCCUCCACAGCCUGUCAAAUUCAGUAACCCCAGCCUUCCUUGGACCCCUCCUGUCCCAAGCCUGUGAGUUAAACUCACAGUUAGCACCCUCAGCAUAGAUUAACAACUAAAGAACUUAAAAAACAAUAGAA